AUGGUAAUAAAUGAAAGCAUUAAUGAUAUCUACUUUGAUGCAUCACUCAACUGUUUAAUCACCGAUGUCACUAUCGAUUAUUUAUUUGAAGUUCGACAAAGUACUCUUAUUGAUGAAUACUUUCUUCGUAUGCUUUGCACUAUUGGUUCUUGGGCAAUGUGGAACAGAUUAAAAAGAUCUCAUUCAACCAGCGUCAAAUGGAAAAAUCAACCGACAUUUUUUCAAUUGAAUAAUGAAACUGAUCGUCUUCUACGAGGAAUUCUCACCUAUAUAAAUCGUCAUUUUCGGGAGAAUCCAAUGAGUAAUGUUCAGGUUGCGGUUUUUACCUGGGCUCAAAGUAUCAUGGAUGUCAUUCCAUUUGUGCCAUUCUUUGUCAAAACCGGCUAUCCAGAAGCAACUCUAGAAUGGUUAUCCAUUGAACCAAAUGAGACGAUGAUCAGCCUUAGAUCAUGGCGUGAAAGUCUUGAUUUUGUUCACAAUCUUGCUCGUCACGAAUCGGGCGUAAAAGCAUUGAAUCAAUUGGGAGCUAUUUCGAUUCUCAAAGCAUGGAAAGGACGGUACCUUUCCGAAUCAACAUUAUCGAAUGACGAAAAUUAUGAAGAUUUACGCGUAGUCUAUUAUAUGAGCUAUGCCUUAUUACUUGAACCGGCAUUACUGAAACGAGAGAACUCAAUGGACCUUCAAGUCGCUCUCGAUCAUAUUCUUGAUCGAGCAGUUCAAGCAUUUCAGUCGACUUCUCUCCAUUAUGGCCCAUAUCAUGUAUCUGAAUUUUGGACAGCACUAGCGAGAUUUACAGUUAAUGACGAGUGCCUCCUAUACAUGUUGAUACGCGAAGAUAUGUUCGAAUUUUCCAUGCAGAAGUUUCUCGAAUACAAUAAACUAUUACUGCUUGAUGUCAAUUCCGAAUCAUCUGAUUUGGAUACCCUAAUGUGUUCGCUAUUGUAUACAAUUUUCUGGUCAAUUAGUUUUCAAACGAAUUAUCAUGUAAAAUUGAAAACGAACACGGAAUUUGUUGGAUUCAUACAGCAAACUGCUAAGAAGAAUUCAAAUGAUGGAUAUGUCGGGAGUAUAAGACAAUCUGCCAAUGGAAUUCUGUUUAAUCUUGAUUUAAUUCAACAAUCUCACCUACCUAGUAAACCAGACAUCGAUGAUCAUAUUGAUGGUGUGAAAGUCAUGAUAUCGUAUUCACAUAAAGAUAGUGCAUUUUGUCGACGACUAGUCAACACUCUGAAAGAUCAAGUACAAGGAGAUUUGUGGGUGGAUUUCAUCAAACUAGAGCCACCGUACGAAGACGAUUGGGAAGAAAUUGCCGAAGCGAUUAGCAAUUGUGACGUAGUAGCGAUGAUUGUUACCGCAGAUUAUUGCAGCUCGAAAAGUUGUCGUCGAGAGGUGAUUCAUUCUGAUAAACGCAAUAAACCAAUGAUACCUAUUUAUCAGGGUUCAGAGUACGAACCAGAUGAUUGGUUUGAAAUUCGAGCUGGUUCAGCAACUUGGGUACGUUUCGGUUCUAUGAAUAGCGAUGAAGAAGUAAUGCAAACUCUUGUGAAACUAAUUAAUUCUCACAAAAAAACAAAAAAUCGUUCUGAUGUAGCUAUAGUCUCUCAAAAGCCAUAUCUUGAAAAUAAUCACACGGUUCCACCGAUUAUGAUUUUGACUCAAACUAGUGACAUCCUCUCGUCGCCAUUGCCAGAUCCUGUUCCACUACUCCCUCUUCCCACCUCAAAUCUCACGACUUCGUCACUAGUAACAACUCCUAGAAAACCAAUUGAACAAUGGACUAGUGAAGAAGUUCAUCAAUGGCUCUGUCUACCUCCGUCAAUCCUGCAGUUUUCAAGUGGUCGUGCUUUACUUGCUUACGCGCGAUUAAUACCAGACGAAGAUGCAGAACGCGAUGAGUAUGAACGAAGUCUAAAGAAACGUGGUCUGACACGUGAACAAUGGGCAAAUCUGAUUUGCUCUCUUAAGACUCUCCGCCUACUACACAUCAUGGAAACGUCAUCGAAAGCUCUGCCUGAGCAAUGGUCAAGCGACGAAGUGAAGUGUUGGUUUGAACAAAACAAGCUAUCUAACUAUCUAAUAGAUACAUUCGCCUUCGUCGAUGGAAUGGAGCUUGUCAUUUACGCUAAAAUGAUGACCACAGCACUCGUGCGUAUCGAUUCAGAAUACGAUCGAUUGCGAACUCGAAUUCAGGCUCGGUACAAUGGGCAAGAUCUACUUCAAUUAGAUGAAUAUGUUCGACUCGUGAGAGCACUCAAAAAGAUUGUCGAACAAUCACAACUGUAA
Messenger RNA from Rotaria sp. Silwood1, 2283 nucleotides. The record is from the annotation of a GenBank genome assembly. NCBI's taxonomy places the organism in Eukaryota, Metazoa, Rotifera, Eurotatoria, Philodinida, Philodinidae.